Molecule: messenger RNA, 3427 nt
Organism: Hipposideros armiger (great roundleaf bat)
Lineage: Eukaryota; Metazoa; Chordata; Mammalia; Chiroptera; Hipposideridae
Gene: FTO
Product: FTO alpha-ketoglutarate dependent dioxygenase
Exons: 8
Coding region: 1-1485 (494 amino acids)
Biological process (GO): regulation of multicellular organism growth; RNA repair; DNA alkylation repair
Molecular function (GO): mRNA N6-methyladenosine dioxygenase activity; broad specificity oxidative DNA demethylase activity; ferrous iron binding
Source: RefSeq, a predicted model, not a curated record
AUGGCAUUAGUGACUGUGCGGUUGGGAAGAGAUGUACAUGCGAUAGGCUUUCUCGAGCUGAUACGGAGUGACUCCAGCAUACCACCUUGGCAACUGAAAUAUCCUAAGCUAGUUCUCCGAGAAUCCGGCAGCGUCCCUGAGGAGCUCCACAGAGAGGUGCAAGCAGCCUUCCUCACCCUGCACAAGCACGGCGUCCUCUUCCGGGACCUGGUGAGGGUCCAGGGAAAAGAUGUGCUCACUCCCGUAUCUCGCAUCCUCAUCGGGAACCCGGGCUGCACCUACAAGUACCUGAACACCAGGCUCUUCGCCGUACCCUGGCCCGUGAAGGGCUCUAACACAAGAUACGGCGAGGCUGAAAUCGCCACUGCCUGUCAAGCCUUCCUCAAGCUCAACGACUACCUGCAGGUCGAGACCAUCCAGGCCUGGGAAGAACUCGUCGCCAGAGACAAGGCCAACAUCGAUGUCGUGCCUGUGUGCAUAGGUCCAGACUUCCCCAGGAUUGGCAUGGGGUCUUUUGAUGGACAGGACGAAGUGGACAUUAGGAACAGGUCCGCGUACAACGUCACGUUGCUGAAUUUCAUGGAUCCCCAGAAAAUGCCAUAUCUGAAAGAGGAGCCUUAUUUUGGCAUGGGGAAGAUGGCCGUGAGCUGGCAUCACGACGAAAAUCUGGUGGAAAGGUCAGCGGUGGCCGUGUACAGUUACAGCUUCGAAGGCCCCGAGGACGAGGAGGAAAGUGAGGAGGAUCCUCAACUCGAAGGCAGGGAUCCUGACAUCUGGCACGUCGGUUUCAAGAUCUCAUGGGACAUAGAGACUCCUGGCUUGGCAAUACCCCUUCACCAGGGAGACUGCUAUUUCAUGCUUGAUGAUCUCAAUGCCACCCACCAACACUGUGUUUUGGCUGGUUUACCACCUCGGUUUAGUUCCACCCACCGAGUGGCAGAGUGCUCAACGGGGACCUGGGAUUAUAUCUCGCAGCGCUGCCAGUUGGCUAUGCAGAAUAUCCGGGAUGAGGCGGACAAUGGCGAUGUCUCUUUGAAAUCCUUGGAGCCUGCGGUUUUGAAGCAAGGAGAAGAAAUCCACAAUGAGGUCGAGUUCGAGUGGCUGCGACAGUUUUGGUUUCAAGGCAGCCGGUACAAAAAGUGCAGCGAUUGGUGGUGUCAGCCCAUGACUCAGCUGGAAGACCUGUGGAGGAAGAUGGAGUCCGCGACAAAUGCUGUGCUUCGUGAAGUCCGAAGAGAGGGGGUCCCUGUGGAACAAAGAAACGAAAUCCUGACCGCCAUCCUUGCCUUGCUCAGCAUGCGCCAGAACCUGAGGAGGGAAUGGCAUGCCAGAUGCCAGUCCCGAAUUGCCCGAACUUUACCGGCGGAUCAGAAGCCAGAGUGUCGGCCGUAUUGGGAGAAGGACGACCCUUCGAUGCCUCUGCCCUUCGACCUCACAGACAUCGUUGCAGAGCUCAGAGGUCUGCUGCUGGAAGCGAAAGCCUAGAAAGAGCUCGCGUCACAGGUGGAGGAGGAAAAAGAUUGUUGGCUUCCGCCCUCCAUCCUUGCCGUGGCUCAGGCAAAAGCAUUGUGGGUAGACUCUUUUAGAUUGUAGGACCUGGGUCCCAGUGAGAAACAGCUAGGGAAUGGAGCCCACGAAUGUUAAAAUGUUUUUAAAUGACACGGUGUUAUAAUAUGAUUUGGUAUUAAACAAGAUCCUCCCAAAAAAUUAUCCCCCCCCCCAAAUUAUCCCCCACUUGGAUUUUUAGUGUGAGCCAUUCAGCCCCCAAGGCUAAGGGAGGUGACAAGCGCAGCCCCAGCCUGUGGCAGAGCCCAACCUACUUUCCUCCUCCUCAAGCCCUUUUCGGAGAUGCAAGAGCACAUGACCGCUAGCUACCUGUGGCUUCUUCAAUUUAAAUUCCACUUUAAUUGUAAUUAAAAAUUCGGUCCCUCCGUUGCACUGGCCACAUGUCAAGUGCUUAAUAGCCGCUGUGGGAAGUCCUAGUGGGCAAUACUUCUACACAGAGUUCGAGGGCAGGAGAUCUUCCUUUUCCCCUUCUCUGUAGCUGCUGUCCCCAUAGGCGGAAUAAAUGAAAAGACACACGACUCACUGAAGCCCCUUCCCCUUCUCUGAGAACGACCUAAGUGAAAGCCUGACUUAUGAGUCCUGUACUCUGCACACAGGAAUGGAGACGUGUUGAAAAUGAAAAUUAAACUUGCCAUCCACCCUUCAGGACGGUUCCCUGAUCAAAUGAAAGACACGCAGCCCUGUGUAACCGCUUCGUGGAUUAAGCCAGCAUCAUGUUGGGGUUUUUUUUUCCUAGAAUUCCCUCAUUUGCAUGUCAUGACAGGUGAGGUUGAGGUUUGAAGAACCCCGGCGCCCCAUCCUGCUGCCAUUGGAGCGUUGGAGGGACGACGUAGAGCAGAGGGUAGAGCCUGGGCUCUGGCUUGAGAGUCCCCGGAUCAAAACUCCCACUGGCUUUGUGACCUUUGACAUGUCACUGGGCCUCGGUUUCCUCAUCUAUAUAAUGGGGAUACUGAAGGCACCAGUUCACAAGGUGAAGAUCCACUGAAAUAAUCUAGCUACAGACUUAUUAGAACAAUGUCUGACAUGUAGCUGAAUACCCAAUAAAUAUUAGAAUGAUUAUAUGUCAGUAAGCUGACCUGAUGUAGACAUUUUCCCCUCCCUCCCUGAACCCUUGUGCCACUUUUGUCUUGUGAGACCAUGCACACGUCUCUCCCUUUGGGGCCUGGCUCCUGCCCUUUGGUGACCCUGGGAAUCGUGAGAAUAGUUCGACCCUCUCCCCAGCCCGCUGCCUUCUUUCGUAACUGCAGUAGUUUGAAGGUGAAGACCUCUGGCCCGUAGAGAGGAGCACAAAGACCAAACCUCUCCUGUCCUCAGAAUCGCACUGGUUCACGGUGUGUGUUCAUUCAGAGCAGCCAGGGUCUCCUCAUCUUGAGACUCGGCCUCUCAGACGUUGGGUGAAUUCCUGAUGUCCCUCAAUGUCCUCAUCCGCAAAGGAGGUGAGGCGGGCCUCACAGAGUGGUUUUCCCUUCGAUGGAAUCACGCAGGUGAGGAGUACAUGGCACAGAGAAGUCACGGACUGCGCUCCCUUGGCGCCAUCUAGCCUAGCGUUUGAUUUGGUCCCACAAUGUUUGUUCUUUGUUGUAUUUCAUUAGGUGCCAAUAUUUUAAAAUUGGGCGAUUUCUUAUAAAAACGUGUGUAGUCGCUUCAGAAUUCAGAACAUUGGGCAGCCCUCGGCCUCCGUCCCAGCAGUGGCGACGAGCUACGUGUCUUCUUGCUCAUAGGUGGGGUGCGGACCCUCCGUGGCCCCUGUCGCUCUCUCGUGUCAUUUACUGGAAACCCAAUGAGCUUCACGCUUUCUUGUCAGCACUCCAAACCUGCUUGCUUGACCCCUUCGGUAGAAAUAAACAAUGUUUAGUGCUUA